Anopheles darlingi is the source of this 4371-nucleotide messenger RNA. RefSeq names its product protein ROP-like. Gene Ontology annotation, biological process: vesicle-mediated transport; neurotransmitter secretion; intracellular protein transport. Gene Ontology annotation, molecular function: syntaxin binding. The transcript is spliced from 8 exons. Gene Ontology annotation, cellular component: plasma membrane; secretory granule. NCBI's taxonomy places the organism in Eukaryota, Metazoa, Arthropoda, Insecta, Diptera, Culicidae. The record is from RefSeq and is a predicted model, not a curated record. Bases 67 to 1833 code for a protein of 588 amino acids.
GUCGGAAAACUCUACGGAAAGGCGUAUUUUUCAGAACACUCGGUGGAAAAAUCUGAAAAAGUAAAGAUGGCUCUAAAGCUACUGGUCGGACAAAAGAUUAUGAACGAGGUCGUUCGCAGCAAGACGAAAUCUGACGGCAAACCUGGAACCGAAUGGCGGAUCUUGAUCGUCGACCAGCUGGCGAUGCGUAUGGUUUCAGCAUGCACCAAGAUGCACGAAAUCAGCGCGGAGGGAAUCACUCUGGUGGAAGACAUCCAUAAGAAGCGUGAACCAUUGCCAGCCAUCGAAGCAGUCUACUUGAUCACGCCCUCCGAAGACUCGAUCCGUCUGUUGAUGCGGGAUUUUGAAAAUCCUGCCAAACCAACAUAUAAAGCUGCCCAUGUGUUCUUCACGGAAGUAUGUCCGGAGGAGCUGUUCAAUGACAUCUGCAAAUCCGUCGUUUCGCGUAAAAUCAAAACAUUGAAGGAAAUUAACAUCGCUUUUCUGCCCUACGAGUCGCAGGUCUAUUCGCUGGAUUCACCAGUUACCUUCCAGUGUGCUUACUCGCCGGCUCUAGCUUCAGCACGUAGUGGCAACAUGGAACGUAUCGCCGAACAGAUCGCGACUCUGUGUGCUACUCUGGGGGAGUAUCCUUCCGUUCGCUACCGUAGCGAAUGGGAUGGUAAUGUGGAGCUGGCACAGAUGGUACAGCAGAAACUGGAUGCAUACAAGGCUGAUGAGCCAACAAUGGGUGAAGGUCCAGAGAAGGCCCGUUCUCAGUUGCUCAUCCUAGAUCGAGGUUUCGACUGUGUUUCACCGCUCUUGCACGAGCUAACGUUGCAGGCGAUGGCGUACGAUCUGCUGCCGAUCGUGAACGAUGUGUUCAAGUUCAUACCGUCUCCGAAUGCGGCUGAAAAGGAGGUACUGCUAGACGAGAACGAUGAUUUGUGGGUCGAUUUGCGCCACCAGCAUAUUGCUGUAGUAUCGCAAAGCGUUACGCAGUACUUAAAGUCAUUCACUGAAUCAAAGAAAUUGACGCAGAGUGAAAAGCAGUCGAUGAAGGAUUUGUCGCAAAUGAUCAAGAAGAUGCCUCAAUAUCAGAAGCAGCUGUCGAAGUACUCUACUCAUCUGCAUUUGGCCGAGGACUGCAUGAAAUCGUAUCAGGGAUACGUAGAUAAGCUGUGUCGCGUCGAGCAAGAUUUGGCCAUGGGUACUGAUGCCGAGGGCGAAAAGAUCAAGGACCAUAUGCGUAACAUCGUCCCGAUUCUCUUGGAUCAAAACGUGUCUAACUACGAUAAGGUGCGAAUCAUUGCGUUGUACGUGAUGAUUAAGAAUGGUAUCUCGGAGGAAAAUUUGACAAAGCUUGUUACACACGCUCAGAUUGAUCAAAAGGAACGUGAAAUGAUCAACAAUUUGACGCACUUGGGCAUCAAUGUUAUUGCUGACGGUAAUCGCAAGAAACCAUAUACUGUACCGAGAAAGGAACGUAUUAAUGAGCACACGUACCAAAUGUCACGAUGGACGCCAGUCAUCAAGGACAUCAUGGAGGAUUCAAUCGACAAUAAGCUAGAUGAACGUCAUUUCCCCUUCCUCGGAGGCAGAAAGAUGGCUGGAUUCCAUGCACCGACGGGAAGUGCCCGUUACGGUCACUGGCACAAGGAUAAGUCGCAGACGGCCGUGAAAAAUGUACCAAGAUUGAUUGUGUUCGUCGUUGGCGGAUGCAGCUAUUCGGAAAUCCGUUGCGCCUAUGAAGUAACAGCUGCAGUGAAGAAUUGGGAAGUGUACAUUGGUUCGUCCCACAUCCUCACGCCCGAGACCUUCCUUAGCGAUCUGGGAUCGCUCAAUAAGGAAUAAGCAGUGUUUGCUGUUACGCGAUACGCUCCCGUUCGAAGAUCGCUCGGCGAGGAUCCGCAUUUUUUGUUCUCCUUGUUUGUGAUCCUGUUCGAUGCGAUAUUAUCUUCCCAAAUUUGACAACCGAUAAACCACUUCAAGAAUGGCAUAGCUUAGUAAAAACGUAAGAAAUCUAUUACGAACAAUUAGUAGCAUCAUUCCUUCUCACAACUUAAAAGCUACAUGAAAGAGAAUGUGUGCUCGAACACCAAAGUCAUGCUUCUUCUUAGCAGGAGAAGUCUUCCUCUUUGAAUGAUACAACGCUUGGAGUAGAUCAUUACAAGGCAAACACCGCAAGGUACAAGAGCGAUGGAAUUUGAUUUAAGUAAAUUCUUUGCUUAACUCAAGACCUACGAUUUGCUGAUUCGAUAGAUCAAACAUCACAGAUUACAUAGCUGCAUUGUGUCAUUGGGGGCAUUUCGCUAUCUAUAUAAAUGUUUCUUGGUUGUUUUUUAUUUAUAAAUGUUGCUAUUUAAAAUGUAAUGUUACUUAUUGUAGAUAUUGUUUUAGUGCUUUAAAACAUCCAUUAGCGGCAAAUGUAUUGCCAGAUUUGAAUUUAUGUUGUAUUCCAAAGUUUAUCAAACAUUCCUAUUGCAACCGUAAGCCAAAGAUUGCAGUGGGUGAUGAAUUACAUCGUUGGAUGCUAGCUGUGUCUAUUUAAUUGCCAGUAGAAAAGGAUUAUCAGAAAAGUUUGCGUGAGAGUAGGGAUAACCUGGCAUUGAAUUAGUUUGAUCAACCGUGCAGGAUGUGAAGUUCCUGUUCGAGCAUUUUUACUAUGGGUUUGAGUUUGGUUACUUGCAAGUAUUAUUAUGUAAAAACAUAAGCAUCAUAAGCAAUGGAAAAUGAAAUGUAUUAUUCAUGGUGGAUUGAACACGCAAAGGUCAUGAAGUUGGGCAGGGCAGGAGAUGCAAAGAAAAAUGAGAUGAAUAUUUGAUGAGUGCAGUCACAUUAUAGAAUAAAUUUACACAUCUAAAACGAACACAAGCGAUCAAAGAAAAACACAAACAAGCUCCCCAGAACAAGAAACAAAUCAAACCGCAUAUACAUAAAUAUAAAUAUAAACUUAACGAAAUGCAUAUAUAACAAUAUAUAUCAUAGAGUUAAUAACAGAGAGAUGAGAAGAAACACACGAAAUUUCCUCUAAAUUAUGAAUUAGUUUUAAUGAGGAAGAAAAAGUAAAAUGGAUGCUAAUGCCACUACAAACGCUAGUGUAUCGCAUUUGGUAGUGGAGUCAUCAAAUAAACAAAGAUGCAACGAUCAUGGGAGCGUCUCACCUCAUGGAAGGGCGUGGGAUAGUAGUUGGACAAACCAACGAAACCUAGCCCUGAUGAAAUCGCUACCGCGACAAUGUCGAUUGCUGCAGAACGCUUUGCCCAGCUUAAGCUAACAACAACCAUGUCACAGCGCUGCUGAGAUGAUGGCAGAAUGAAAACGAAGAAGGUAACAACAAUCGCUGCUUAACAGUUACGAUAAAAACGUUAUUGUGGCUAUUCGAAAACAAAGUAUGCGAAUGUUGAACGAACAAACCACUUGAAUAAAUAAUACAAAUUAAGGACAUUUUAAAUUUACUCCUAAUACCAUCUUCUUCUAGCUGUGUUUCAUUCUUCUUCAGAUAGACAAACAAUAAGUACCCGUAAGCGUAACGUGUCGAGAGCAUUGUAUAAUAACAGACAAAGUUGAUCAGAACUAAAAAUUGUUGAGAUAAAGAAACAAAAAAGAUGUAUUUAUCCUUUUUGGCAAGUUGCACUGGCAAUUGACAGGAUUAGAUUCAUUCCGAAAAUACACGGAGAACUCAUUCAGGAAGCAAAUAGCAACACUAUCCGCUUAUCAACGCCAUAGCAACAGAAACACGCGAGGGCUCCUCAUUCGAAGGCAACCAUUUUCGUCGAGAGUUCAAUUACUAGCAUCGUAACGUACAUUCGAUAACAAGAUGAAUGGUGAAAAUCAGAAGAUAAACCAGAGCAUACACACCAACAGCCAAGCUGUGCACGUAGAUAAUAUAUCAUCAAAAGAAGGCGAUUGGAACAGAAAUGGUUUUGAAAAACCACGGCCGUUACAUCUGUUUCUUCUUUACCUUUUGAAACUUUCCUGGUAGGGUGAAGCACAUCCACUGUGAGGCUCCAGACAGACCGUGCGUGCACGUACGGCUAAGCAACAAAACCCCACCAAAGAAGCGUAAACUUAGCCAACCAAGUUGUCACAGUUUCUUCUCCAAUCUUCUCCCUACACUUGCAGUACGCACUAGCCAAACGAACGUAGGAGCAAUAGAAUGAGGCACAUUUUCGAAGAAGAUCUUUGUAGAGAGCGGUAAAAAAGCAACUUAUUAGUUUUGUUAAACGGCUUUGCAGCAUGUUUGAGAGCGUGUUCGGCUUGUUCCAAUUUAUCUCAUGUGUUUUGGUAUCCAGUUUUCGGCUUCUACAUGCCUGUGUAGACCGAACGAGUUUGCUCCAGUUUCAAAUGCAUAGACGAUUAUAUCAAUAAAACCACUUAUUCAAAAAGAAC